ACUUGCAGCUGAUGGGGGAGGAUCGCCAUCAGUCACAGUCAGUUCUCAGCCUUGAUGCAGCAUGACGGACUUGCUUACCUUGUCUACCGGCGACGGAACGGGACGUGAGUUGACACAGGGUUCACCUGCAUUCGGUUCGAUGGAGCAGACCGGGUCUGGCGUCUCUGGUGCUGGUCAUGAGAGUACACGAUCUCAGAAUACCGGAUCUGAAGGUCGUCCAUCUGUUCUGGUUCAGCUAAUCCGUGAUGUGGACUUCGGGGAUAUCGAAGCUGUGGAGGGCGGAUUGCCUGCAGAGCAUGUCACCGCAGUAACUGCAGGUGGGACAGUGCAAGCUGGUGCCCGUUCACACGAUCAUGAACUCCAAGCACCGCCAUGCAGUCCGACGACUGGGGGUGAUGCCGCAGUUGCAGCUGAAGUCCAAGCACCUGAAUGCAGUCCGCAGACCAUGGGUGAAAGUGGGGGAACCUCCGCACUUGCUCCGUUGGCAAGAGGUGGCGGUGUUAGGAGUGGGCAUGAACCGGGGAGAGCACAACCUGGCCGCGGACAACCUGCCCGCGGACGUGCAGGAAGGGCCAGGGGCGGACAUCCUCGUCCACAAUUUGGGGAGGAGGAGACGAUGAAACUCAUACGCUGCCGGUACGAAGUCAAGGCUACUCACGGCGAUGAUUCAGAAGCAUGGGGGUUGGCAAAACUGAAGCAGCGGUUGUGGCCUGACGUAGAGAAGCUGAUGAGGGAGGCCAAUUACGACCGAUCCGAUGAGGAGUGUAAGAACCGGUGGCACUUUGUGCUUAACAACUUGUACAGGGCUGUGAAGGAUCAUGAUAAGUGGUCCGUCAAGCAGAAGUACUUUACCAUGAACCAGAUGGAAAGGAAGAGAUGGGGUUUGGAUUUCCUAAUGCGUAGAGAGUGGUACAAUUUUAUUGAUCAGCACGAGAAGGACAAAGACACGAUAAAUAUGGACGACAUCACAGAUCCCGGCGCUGAGACAGAGAAUGUGGGGGUGGCCCGGUGGGCGAUGGCGGAGCAGACAAAAGUGCCGGGGCAGGAGAAGGCGGUGACGAUCGUGCGGGUUCAGGAACGUCGUCACAGCCGCAGGACAAUGGGACGAACACUGCAGGUCCUUCAGAUGGUGCAAGGUCCACUGCAGUCCAGGGUAACAUGGCCGCGAAGCGUCGAAGGGGUGGUUCUAAUGCAAGGGAAGUGGCCAUGGGUGCUAUUUGCAGAGCAAUGCGCGACCACACCACUGCGCAGGUUAGGUAAGAUAAGGAGCACCAUGCGAUCAUGUGUGAAAUCUGCGAAAAGCAGAUUGCCGCACAAGAAAGAAUCGCCAAAAUGACGUGCGAGGCGAUGGAGAAGGACACGGCAGCUAGGGAUCGCGGAGCUGAGAGGAUGGCUACUGAAACCCGUGCAGGGUACUCUUUGCUCGCUGAUGCUAUCAAGAGUCUGGCAAACCGCAACG
Messenger RNA from Chara braunii, 1459 nucleotides. Lineage: Eukaryota; Viridiplantae; Streptophyta; Charophyceae; Charales; Characeae. The record is from the annotation of a GenBank genome assembly.